AGUAUUCUUAUAAUCUUUUGAGUCUAGCAUGGAAACAACUCAUCAAAUAUCUGACCUCCUCACCAAAUUCAGCUAUGCCUCCACCAUUAUGAAAUAUUUCGGAAGAUACUCUGACAGCCAGAUAGUACUGACACUUCUCAGUAGAGAAACAAGCAAGAUGUGGACUGACUUCAAGUAUGCAUUCAGAAUCUGUUUUCUAAGUACUGAGAAUAUUUAAUACAUUUGCAUCCUCUCCUCAUCAAAGGGAGUUUAAAAAGAAACAUAUGGAACACCAUAAGGGCUUCAGCCAAGAGUUCUACGACUUGCUCAUUUCAGAAUUCAGAUAUAUCAGCUAUCUGCCGAAGAUAAAACUUAUAACUAUCAGCCAAAUUGAAUUGUUAUCAGAUUUCAUAAGCAAAGUUGAAUAUCCAGAGCAUCUCCAGCUUGGAGAAGUACAUAUCAUUUGUAAGAACAAAGCACCAAGUCCAGAAAUAUUGAACACUCCCUUCAACGCAUUGGUUUCCAGAGGUAUCUCCACUGAUUGCAUCAAAGUGACCCUGCCAGAAUUCUUUAAGGCAGAAGAAUAUCAGGGAGCCUUGGAAUAUACAAGCGAACUUAAAACAUCCAUUUUCGAACAAGCAGAUUAUUUCAAGAAAAUUGGUAAUUUGAAAUGCACCAUCAGCAACAAAGAAACUGCAGAAAUCUUCUUUGGGUUACAAACAUCAAUUUCUGAAAUAUCAAUAACCUCCGAUAUUGCUGAGAUGUUAUUGCUUUCUGAAGAACUCAAAGUUCCAGAAUCAGUAUCCUCAGGUAUAAAGAAAAUUAACCUGAGAGUACUUAGUCCAACUUGUCCUACCAAAGAAAACCUGAUACAAAUUUUCUCCAAUUUACAAGAAAUUUACUAUGAUUUCACUCUUUGUCGAGCCAUACUGAGCAGGCAUGACAUUUACACAGUCUACACUCAUAACGGAUCGAGCUUUGGAAGACACGAUAAUGAAAUAAUUAAAGAAAAGAAAAUUAGACUAAAGUUCAAUGAUCCCAUUAUUAUGAAAAACCUGGACGUGUUUUACUAUAACGAAGAGUCCAAAACUACCACUGCAUUUCAUGUAGAAAGGCUUGAUUUAUUUGCAGAUGAUAAGAGCAGCUUUUAUACUGUUAGUCAUGAUUUUAUAACACUCUCUGAUUUCACAUCUUGUACUUAUUACAAUGUUUCCAGCUAUAACGAAGUUGAUUUGGUCUCGUUCAGUGAUUUUAUCCAAGCUCAUCCUCUCCCUGGAGAUGAAGUAAAAUCAGUAGUUAUUCAGAAUACAGGAUAUCACAAGAUAUCAGACUCCAACCAAUUCUUAUUCGGGAGGCAAAAAGAAGUCGACCAGGUUAUUCUUCAGAAACUCGAUAGUUUACCACCCAAGAAAGUAGAUUCCUUAAUAUCCAAACUAUCAAAAGUAACAAUUCAUUCUUCGUUAACAGUCAAAGCUAAAGUUGGCAACUCAUGUGAAGCUUUGAUGCUUCUCACUAAGCUGCCUAUCACUCACCUUGAGUUGUCCAUUGACAACAGUGAGUUGAGCAAGAUCAGCAGAAAAGAUAGACGAGAACUCGUCGAAGCAAUUGUCGGAAUGGAAUCUCUCCAGUCUUGCUAUCUAUCUUUAGACUUUUCUAAGACCAAAGUGUAUAUGAGAAGCAUGACUGCCCACAACAAGCGCAGUCUCCCUGGAGUACUAAACUCCUUAAUCUCAAGCGCUUUAAAGAAAGUACCAGAGACUGAUUUCCUUGAUGAGAUCACAGUUUACGAUCACUAACAGAAUCGAUUUUUCCAAGUCAAAGGGAGAAAUAGAUUUUAAC
Messenger RNA from Moneuplotes crassus, 1818 nucleotides. Lineage: Eukaryota; Ciliophora; Spirotrichea; Euplotida; Euplotidae. The record is from the annotation of a GenBank genome assembly.